Messenger RNA from Electrophorus electricus (electric eel), 2352 nucleotides. It is a transcript of the gene dusp10, whose product is annotated as dual specificity phosphatase 10. Lineage: Eukaryota; Metazoa; Chordata; Actinopteri; Gymnotiformes; Gymnotidae. The record is from RefSeq and is a predicted model, not a curated record. Gene Ontology annotation, cellular component: cytoplasm; cytosol. Gene Ontology annotation, molecular function: protein tyrosine/threonine phosphatase activity; MAP kinase tyrosine/serine/threonine phosphatase activity; MAP kinase tyrosine phosphatase activity. Gene Ontology annotation, biological process: negative regulation of JUN kinase activity; peptidyl-tyrosine dephosphorylation.
UUGGUUUUGAUGUUGGGACAGCCGGCUGUGAGGCUUACAUCACUGACGAAAUCUAUUGGCUUACUCCCUUGUCACUCUGAAGUGCUACUUCAGCGGGCUGGUUAGCCUCUCUUGUAACUCAUAUUAUACUCCUCAGAGCGAGGCGGAAAGUGAAAAUGUUGCAGACCUAUGGCGCCGGUGCUGGCUGAAUGGAAGCAGUCGUCAACUGAAAACUCGAAGAAACGUCUUGAAAUAUCGGCCAGGAGACUUUAUCUCACAUCAAUACGCCAAAGACUGAACACCUGAGUUCUCUGUGGUCUGCCAGCCCUCCUCUGUGGUCUCCCCAUGCCUCCAUCUCCCCUUGACGACAGAAUUGUGGUGGCGCUGUCAAGGCCUAUCCGACCUCAGGAACUACACCUCCACCUGGACACCAGCUACCUGGAGGCCACAGUGGGCACUGUCAGCAAAUCGGUGAUCAGCAGCACCACUGUGGUGAAGAUCCAGGCGAACAACCUAACGUAUAUGCCCUCGUCCAGUGGCUCCACACGCUCCCUGACGUGUGGGUGCAGCAGUGCCAGCUGUUGCACAGUGACCACUUACGAGAAGGACAACCAAACCCAGGCCCCGACCCUGAGCCAGGUUAGCACAAGUAGCCCCAACUUGAACUCCGGAGUCGGCUUUGGUGGCCAUGGCAGCAUCCCCCUGCCGACGGCGAGCCCAAGCGAGACCCACAGUGCGCCCAGUCUCACUGUGGGGCUCCCCCGCUCCGGCGUGCGGGUCAUCCUUCCAAACGAGUUGGCUCAGAAGAUGACACACUGUCCCAUGGGCCACCCGGUGGGGCCCGUGCCCGUUAUCAUCGACUGCAGGCCCUUUUUGGACUACAACAAGAGCCACAUCACGGGCGCUGUGCACAUCAACUGCUCGGAUAAGAUCAGCCGUCGGCGCCUCCAGCAGGGCAAGAUCACUGUGCUGGAUCUCAUCUCUUGCCGCCAGAGCAAAGAGUCCUUCAAGGGGAUUUUCUCCAAAGAGAUCGUCGUUUACGACGAGGGCACGGUGGACCCUGGCCGGCUAUCACCCUCCCAACCCCUACAUGUGGUUCUUGAGUCUCUGCAGCGGGAGGGGAAAGACCCCAUCGUUCUCCGAGGAGGUCUCAGCAGUUUCAAACAGGGCCAUGAGGAACUGUGUGAGCACUCACUCCACCUUCAGGAUGGCCAGGAUGCUGGUGCUGCUGUCAGUCUUGCAGGGGCGCUACCUCAUUCCCUGCCGUCCACCCCUGACAUUGAGAAUGCAGAGCUGACAACCGUCCUGCCCUUCCUGUACCUGGGUAAUGAGCGUGACGCACAGGACCUAGACCAAAUGCAGAGGAUGAACAUCGGAUACAUCCUCAAUGUCACCACUCACCUCCCACUUUACCACUAUGAUCUUGGCCUCUUCAGCUAUAAGCGCUUACCCGCUACUGACAGCAACAAGCAGAACCUUCGUCAGUACUUCGAAGAGGCCUUUGAGUUUAUCGAGGAGGCUCACCAGGCGGGGAAAGGGCUGCUGAUUCACUGCCAGGCUGGCGUGUCCCGCUCUGCCACCAUCGUCAUCGCCUACCUGAUGAAACACACCUGGAUGACCAUGACGGACGCCUACAAGUUUGUCAAGAUGCGGAGGCCCAUCAUUUCACCCAACCUGAACUUCAUGGGCCAGCUCCUGGAGUUUGAGGAAGACCUCAACAACGGCAUCACCCCACGCAUCCUCACACCUAAACUUAUUGGAGUAGAGACUAUCGUGUAGGACCUCCACUUUAGGGCUGUGAAGUUAGGCCUGAAUCCCAACGCCUUGGGCCCUGCUUUGGGCCGGUUGCCAUUAAGAGAGUUGCCUCUUAAGAAGAGUCCACUGGUUGACGUUCAGAAAGGAUGAAGAGUAAGAAAGGCAAGAUUUUUAGACAGCAGAGGCAGAAGAGGACUGUCCAUGUGAGAUGUACAGCCUUCAGAGAGAGCAAGGUAUUUGUACUUGAGUUCGGACAUCGAAAAAUGAAGGAAAAACGCAUGAAUCUUAUUUUGUCCCUAAAGAUUUUCAGCACGCUCUAACCUCUCUAUGGUUGGAGAGAAACACUGUGUUAUGCCUAUACUGUGUCUCUCAGCUGUUGGUGCUGGCCAGUUUCUAGGCAGAGCCUGGUCUUUUGCUUGUCCGAAAUGAUGAAGACUUGUUUGGUGUGUCUGUGUUUUUGCUCUAUUUUUAUACAAGAGUUGACCAUGAUGAGCCUUCAGUGGCUUUACUGUGCAAUAAUUUCUGAGUAGAAUGCAUUGGGGCUUAAUCUGUGUGUAUGUGUGUAUGUAUGUGUGUGUAUGUGUGUGUGUGUGUGUGUGUGUGUGUGUGUAUAUGUAU